GCCCCGCGAGCGCGCUGAAGCAGCAGCGCUUCUUUCUACAGGCCUACUCCUUUCGCCGGAGUAUGAAGUCUACGGACAGCAGGAGGCCUUCCAGCGGCAAGACGCACGGCAAGAAUCCUCUCCCCGCAUCGCACUCGAAGGCGAGUGGCAGCCCUAAGGCGUCGAAGGCUUCGAGCGCCGUACAGAGUAGCGGUGCUGCGUCUAAGCCCGGUGUUGGGGCUAACGGCACCAAGAAGCCGCAUCAGCUCGCGUCCCUACCUAAGGCGAGUAGCAGCGCUAAGUCCUCGAAGGGACGCAGUUCCGUACAGGGUAGUGACGUUGCAUCGAAGGCCGAUCCGAAAGAGGACGGCACCGGGAAGCGGCCGCUCGUCGCUGAACCGAGCACUGCACGCCGGCCUUCGGGCGGUGCCGUCAAGAAAGGUGGUGCGACAGCGACCGACGUGAAGGCAGACAGGGCAGACAAAACUCUCACUAGCCGCGAUCCGAGUAAAUCGGGUCGGCCAAAGGAGCCUAAGGACGACGGUUCAAAGGCCGUCCCGGAAGAUGACGACGACAGCCGGUUUGAAAGCGCUCAAAGUACUCUUUCUUUGGCAGCACAUAUCGAAACCAAGGAUAAAAGAAAGAAGCAAGCACCACCCUCGCAGGAAAGCGUGACAAAGGAAAAAGACAAAGGCGGGGCUAAAGAAAAGCAGACAACCUCCCCCGCGACGUCGUUGCCAGCACCAGAGGCAAAUAACCAGGAAAAGACGCCUGCAGCGGUGAACGGUGAAGCGGACGCGAAGGCGCCCAAGACGAUGGAGAAGAAGCACUCCAUAACCUACAACAUGAUCACCGCGAAGAGCCACGAGGGCAAAAAGCAGCGCAAGAAACGUGGCCAUUCCAGAGGGAACAAAGCGGUGCAGACGAACCCAGAAGAAGCGCAGACGGCACCGGCCGGGCCGCCCAUACACCUCCUGUUCUCGCCGUCAUCAUGCAGUCUGUGCGACAGCAACGCUCCCCCAAGUUACUAUGGCGCGAUGCAGACUUUCCAAAUUGGCAAAUAUGGCGCUGUGACGCCGGCUCAACAGCGCUCGCGUGGAGUCGUCAAGAAGACGACGACGACGACGACGACUACGCGACGUGUUCAAGAGAGCGACAGGACACCGCGUUCUAGGCAGCUCGUCGAGGAGACCACGACAGAAGAAGUGCAGGAGGCCGCAGAUGAUCGAAGUGAUGCCGGUGGAAGCAAGGAUUCGACAUCGGUGGCCGGUAACGUUACCAGCGGAGGAGCCGUUAAGAAUACUGUGACCACAACGCGCCGUCUGAAAAAUCGCGACAAGCAUGGGAGGAACUCCUCCGACGACAAGGACCCGCGACCUCAGGACGACGUCAUCGAGACGGUGAUCAGGGAAGUUGUCGAAGUGGAAUCUGAAUCGGCGCCCGUCAUCGUCGGACUAGCGCGCGACGCCUCGGCCACCCAGUACCGCUACGUGGAGUCCAGGCGUCCCGCGUCUUCCCCGUACCGAGCACGCCACGGGGUCGAUGCAGUCUACCAGCGCAUGCAGCUUCGGCCACCUGGCUUCUGGGCACACCAACCUUACUGGCGUGCACUAGCUCCAUACGCUCGACCCUGUCGGCACGGAGCUGUGCAGCACAUUCCUGGUUGUCGCCUCGCCGCCUUCUCGCGGAGGGCCCUUUCGUGCUGGGGGCCUCGCCAUCUCUGCGGGGGACACCACGGCGGCCCCUUGUGUCAACGACCGCCCACUCCGGCGCCGUUGGCUUCGGCAAACACCGGCUGGGGCGCGUCUCCUUCCUUGCCGGACGGCGGUGCCCGUGGUCGCAGUCUCGGCUAUUCGAGCGACGCGAGCGAGGGCACCUACGACGUGAUCUACGACGCGGUGCCGGACUUGGCCGCCGCGAGCGCCGGCGUUCGGCGCGACGACCGUCGGCGACCGGACGAGUUCAUCUGGGAGACGCCGCCUCGGGAAGAGUUCGUCUACUACAGCUGCGCCAACGUCGUGGCUGGACCUGCACCACCCGCUGCCGACGGGGAGCGCGGUCCAACCGACGACGACGUCGACAGCGACGGCCACAACCGAGACCGCGUCGACGCUAGGGCCGCGCGAGCCGCCACUGACCUCAGCAUGGCCGCUGGGCGCCAGGUUAUUCCGAAGUCCAUUGACCGAGGUAGGAGGAGUUCACUGAAGAAUCGGGAGAUACACCCAGGACAACAACGACAACCUUUGCCAGACCGCUCGCCAGCAUUGAACACGGUAGAUGAAGCGACGAACACGGCCCCGGAUGCAGCUGCAGCUAAGGCAUCCGAGCGCAAUACCGUGUCAUGGUCAACGCGUCGUCUUGCCUCCCCGCAAAGACGCCUUGCCAUGAUUGACCGAGACGGCUCCGAACAAGAUAACAGCGAAGAAAUUCGGAACGAGGAAAGGUUGCUGCCUCGCGAUGAUAUCACAGGUGCGGGAGAAAUUGCCGAUGAUCUGAGACUGGCCGAAAGCGCCAAACUUAAAACUCGCAAGAAGGGUGGCCGUCUGUCAAACACCGUAAUAAAAGACCUGAUAUUCAGCAUCAGCCCGAGAAUGGCGACCGGCGGACGCUUGAAGGCGCCACCUGUCGGUGUGCCACCGUGCGUAGGCGAGGGAGCGGAUUCGACUACGCAUUCUUCGAGCCAUUUCGCGAAGGACUGCCAAAGGGCCACGCAACAACCUACGGUCGUCAAACCCAGCCCAGUGACCCUUCUGUACCGGGCACUCAGCACUGACCCGUGGUCCGCUUCUAUUCCGUGCUCUACUGAAAACGCGGUCUGGCCACCUCCAUGGAGCGGAACUUUCACGAGGCUCUCCUCGGCAGACGGCUCCGAUCGGAUGGUAAACAAUAGCAAAUUUGCUGCCGAUGCUUUAGCUGCACAAAGCCACCUUCUUCGUCUGGAAUCUACAGGUACGGGAUACAAGUAUGGAGCUGCAUGCUCACGUCAGUGUCGCGAACCAGCGAAGACAAUGACCGAGGCGCCGGGGUCGACCAGCAAGAGAUAUGCUAAUUCCGAAGCAACGCGUCUCAAUCGCAAUGCUUCCAACGCCGCUAAUGCAGAGCAAGCAAGUGGACUGCUCCAACGUGCGCUCCUGCAAACUGGUGAGGACCCAAAAAAAUGAAGCCGGAUUCCCGAGACCUACCGCCUCCGGAAACGAUAGUUUCUUGCGAGGUGAGGGGGGAAUAUUAAAAAAACACGCCAAAGAGGAUAACUUUUAUUUAGUUUCCGCUUCAGACUCUCGGUACCAAAAUAGGUCUCGCGCGCAACGCAUGUUGCAAACAGACGAGACGCCGACCGCACACAGAAUCGACGCUUGGCGUGAAAAGAAGACAGAUAUUGGCGUGAUCAUGGGUGCCCCCAAAAGUGACAUCAAAAUCACGGGGAGCACAAAAACGUUAUCGUCCUGGUCGCCUAUAGAAGAUCACAUACUAUGUCGUCCAUACGGGCGCUGCAGUCCUGCUGGUGCCACUUCGCAAAGCAGUGCGUGUGGAUAUGGGUUAGUAGCUGCAAGCAGUCAUCAGAUCCACGACACGACGAUAUCAACGCGGGCACUAAACGCUGACGUAGGGUCGUCCCUACACCUAAAGGGGCAGCCCGCCGAUAACAUCACACCUUCGUUCACCCGCGAGAACGCAUAUUUAAGACGGACAUCACUGCGUGCUAAGAACCACACUGUCCUGUAUCGACCCUCCCAUUCGAAAGAACCGCCGCAAAUGCGAAGCGAAACAAACCAUUUUCGGACUGUAACAGCUGGCUUGGAUCCGUCGACUGUGCUUUGUGAAGUGCCGAAAAACAAAGUCAAGUCAUCGCAUGGUGGAUUACAGCAGUUGGUGUUGCGUGUGCACGAAAUGCAAGCAAGACAGACUCCGUCCCAGGCAGUUAAGGGCGUUGAAUUCACCUCUUUGUGUAAGCCCUCGCAUUCUGGAAAGCCUUCAUACGGGCCAUAUAAUCUUCCACGUAUAAUGACAGCUACAACGAUGAAGGGUUCCACGAUUGUACUGGAUCAGAUUGCUUAUAAGAGGGACGACGCAUCGCACGGUAUUCAGAGUUUUGACGAUGGGCUCAAGCCAGAUGUUCCUCUAUGUGUGCGGGUCUCAGCGUCUCGGGACGAGGGAGCUCGUAGAGGAAGUUUAUGCGAGCAGCCUACGAGAGAUGGAGCGUGGCGUCCGGUACCACGUCCGCGUACAAUCUACAUUUCGAAGAAGGAACGUAAUACGACAGAGGACCAGCCGUCACGCGUUGCGGUUUCUUGCCCCCGAAAGUUGCCUGAAGAAGGAGCAGAGGGUGAGCCGGUCAACACGAGAAGUGAGCAACCCAAAAAUGAAUGUGCCAAUCCGAGUAAAGAUCGUGUAAAACAUAAAACGGCGCCGAAUAAAACUCCGGCUGCUACUGGGGAACGGAGGGGAGCCGAAGACAUUGCAGAGGAGCACUGUUCGCUUGCUCAGCAAGCAACGCGGGCCAGUGAAACAACCGUGCUGAAAACGCCCGUUGUUGAAAACAAUGCUGACAGCAUAGAAGCCGAUAAAAUUGAUAUUUAUUCAAUGCUCCUCGAAAUAAAAUGUGAUAGGAGCGCUACAUAUGAUAUUCCGACAUUACUAUCAGCGAGCUUAACGAAGGAAGCUGAAAAGACAGAAAUAUUUUAUAAUGAAGAUCACUGUGAUGAAUCUGCCGCUAUUAUUGCGAGAAAAGAUGAGCUUGUCUUUCGAGAGACUGCUCCUCCUAAUUAUUUGGCGGUCAGCGAACGGCAGCACGCGUGCAGCGAAGCUGCGAAACCAAUGCGCAACUAUGAACUGCUGGGCGGAAAGACAGUCGAAUUGAACGGAGAUUGUGCUUCCGUAGUAGAAGAUUCGCCGUUGCCUUACGCGACAUCGAGAAUUGCAGGAAAGCCGGAGAGGUUGCUGUAUACCGAAAUCGUGGUGGCCACGGUCGUAUCGCUAACUUGCCUUGUGUGGAUUGCAGCAGUGUUUCCUGCGCGCCGACUUGAGCUCACACGCAUACUGCAUAUAAAGACUGGGAACGCUACAGAGGCGUCGUUCAUAGGUCUAACGUUCCAGACGUUUUGGUACUCAACGGUGAGCGAAAUAACUACGACGUCGACUAGCAAAGCUUCAUCCAGAUCUUACUAUUGCUCCUCUCAUUUCUGUUUAAAAGAAGCCGCGUACGUGAAGUCUGUGAUAAGAAAAGAUGCGUCACCGUGCGACAACUUUUACCAAUAUGCGUGUAGCAAGUGGGAAAGUAGAACGCCGUUGUCUGCCAUGGGAUUAGGGGUAUCGACGUCCGUGGAUACAGUGAUAGACGAAUACAUGUCCUCGGACCUCAGAGACUACAUUCUCCGAAAGAAAACCGGCGCAGCGAAUUCAGCUAGGUUCCUCUACAAGGCGUGUAUGUCAUCCCACCGCCAUACUUCUGCUUUUCUCAAGUCCAAAAUAUUUUCUGCGCUACCGGUAAAGACGUGGCCGUUUAACGGUACCAUAGAUCCACUCGAAAUAUGGCGGACAGCUGGCAUCAUGGCGCGAAAAUACGGUGUUCCGGCACUUUUAAAUGUUGUCGUAGGCAUUGAAAGAGCUACAAACAAUAACAUCGUGGAAGUUACAUUGCCUAGGCCUUUAUUCUUCAACGGUGACGAGUCGCGCCCCAACGUAAAACAUAUGUUUAAGAAUGCGAUCCGCGAAGCAGCGACAGAGUUUAAUUAUGCAACCAUGGCGGCCAACUUGACAGCGCAGAUCAUGGAAGUAUUCAAAGGCAUCGCCAUGGUCAGUGACCAACCAGCGGCUUCGAGAACUUGUCGGGUGAGGAAACUCAAGCACAUAGACUACAGCGUGCGAACGUUUAUCACUGCCAUGUUCA
Dermacentor albipictus is the source of this 5866-nucleotide messenger RNA. RefSeq lists its product as uncharacterized. Gene Ontology annotation, biological process: protein processing. Gene Ontology annotation, cellular component: plasma membrane. Lineage: Eukaryota; Metazoa; Arthropoda; Arachnida; Ixodida; Ixodidae. The record is from RefSeq and is a predicted model, not a curated record. Gene Ontology annotation, molecular function: metalloendopeptidase activity.